Messenger RNA from Penicillium cosmopolitanum, 927 nucleotides. RefSeq lists its product as uncharacterized. Lineage: Eukaryota; Fungi; Ascomycota; Eurotiomycetes; Eurotiales; Aspergillaceae. The coding region runs from base 1 to 927 and encodes 308 amino acids. The record is from RefSeq and is a predicted model, not a curated record. The transcript has a single exon.
AUGGCAGGCGAAACCGGCCCUGUCGAGAUAUCUCGAGCCCUUGCAAUGGUGAUUGCAGGGUUUUUCGCUCUAGCAUGUUGGAACGUCCUUCAAAUCAUGGUUUCAAUCUUCAUUACCUUCAGGCACUAUCACGGCCUUUACUUCUGGAGCAUGUUGAUCUCCGCGUUGGGAAUCUUCCUACAUACGAUAUCAUCAUUCCUUCGCUACUUUGCGCUCGCUCCUAAUUUCCCCAUGUGUGUUCUGAUUUGUAUCGGGUGGUACGCUAUGGUCACCGGCCAGUCCGUCGUGCUGUAUUCACGACUCCAUCUGGUGACUUCCUACGAUCGCUACUCUCGCUGGGUACUCUGUAUGAUCCUUAUCAACUUUUGCGUCUUGCAUAUUCCCACCACUAUCCUAUUUCUCGGAAGCAAUCAUGGUGUCAACAACUUCGUCGCACCCUUCAACGUCUAUGAGCGUAUUCAAUUAGCAGGGUUCGCCAUCCAAGAGACGAUUAUCAGCGGCCUCUACAUCUGGGAAGCCAUGACUACCUUGAGGCCAAUUUUGGCCAUGAAAGGCCCUCGAGGCCAGAGAGUUGUCAUAAAUCUCAUUCUAGUCAACGCUAUCGCAGUCUUGCUAGAUGCUUCUCUGCUGACGACCGAGUACACCGACCACUUUGACGUUCAGACGACCUACAAGCCCGUCGUCUACAGCAUCAAGUUGAUAUUAGAGUUCACAGUACUCAACAGUCUGCUCGUUGUGAUUCGCAAAAAUCCGUCAAACCUCGAACACGUGCACCAACUACGCGGAGAGGAAAUUCACUUAGAGCCACGCUGGAGCGGCGAUUGCUCUCACAAUACCGCCGAUUUCGACUUCUCCCCUGGAAACUCCGAUCGAAGUGCUCGACCACGUUCCUCGAGAGAUCCACCCCUUAAAUCACAUGGGCCAUAG